CAAGUCUCCAACUACUCUUUCCUUAAGACAAGAAGCCAAAUAAAGGACAAAACAAACGAAACUUCUCUGCAAAUUUCUUCACUUCCACGCGUUUCAAUCAUCUCUAUAUAAACUUAUUUCUCCCCAACUCACCUAAACACGUCUCUCUCGGUUCCUCAAGUUCUCAAUCUUUCUCUCAAAUUCAAACUCUGAUUCCAUCUUCUUAACUCUUUAAGCUUCUCUCAAAGUUUCCAAAUCAAUCAACCAUGGUUCGUUGUAGCAACAACCUUGUUGGUAUACUUAACUUCCUAGUCUUUCUCCUCUCAAUCCCAAUCUUAGCUGGAGGAAUCUGGCUAAGCCAAAAAGGGUCAACAGAGUGUGAAAGGUUCCUAGACAAACCCGUGAUUGCUCUUGGUGUUUUUCUCAUGGUUGUAGCUAUAGCUGGUUUGAUUGGUUCAUGUUGUAGAGUCACAUGGCUUCUUUGGGUUUAUCUCUUUGUCAUGUUCCUUUUGAUUCUCCUUGUGUUCUGUAUAACAGUUUUCGCCUUUGUUGUUACAAACAAAGGUGCUGGUGAAGCUAUUGCUGGAAAGGGUUAUAAAGAGUAUAGACUUGGUGAUUACUCUGAUUGGUUGCAGAAUCGUGUUAACAAUGGUAAAAACUGGAAUAAGAUUAGGAGUUGUCUUGUUGAGAGCAAAGUUUGUUCUAAGCUUGAAGCUAAGUUUAUUGAUGUUCCUGUCAAUAAUUUCUACCAAGAACAUCUUACUGCUCUUCAGUCCGGUUGCUGCAAACCCUCAGAUGCAUGUGGAUUCGAGUACGUAAACCCCACAACCUGGAACAAGAACACAACGGGAACACUUGCUCAUCCAGACUGCCAAACCUGGGACAACGCGAAAGACAGGCUCUGCUUCGAUUGUGAAUCUUGCAAAGCGGGUCUACUAGACAACGUCAAGAGCGCAUGGAAGAAAGUAGCGAUCGUAAACAUCAUCUUCCUUGUCUUCCUCAUCAUUGUCUACUCUGUUGGUUGCUGUGCUUUCAGGAACAACAAGAGGGAUGACAGUUAUACCCGUACCUAUGGAUAUAAGCCUUGAACAUAGUUUAUUGGUUUUUUUAGGACAGAGAGAUUCGUUGAUCCUUUUUAUACAUUACUCUGGAGUUUGCUUUUUAUGUUUGAUUUUAUCUUUGGUGUUUUGAGACCAUAUUGCUUGUACAGCUCACUUAAUGAUAUUUAUUUAUUAGUGUGUUCUGUCUUUUAUGGCUAAACCUUGAUACGA
Camelina sativa (false flax) is the source of this 1250-nucleotide messenger RNA. Its product is annotated as tetraspanin-8. Gene Ontology annotation, biological process: auxin-activated signaling pathway. Gene Ontology annotation, cellular component: membrane. Lineage: Eukaryota; Viridiplantae; Streptophyta; Magnoliopsida; Brassicales; Brassicaceae. The record is from RefSeq and is a predicted model, not a curated record.